UGGACCUUUGCCAGCCAGUGCUGGUGAGUCAAAUAGAAGGUGAAGGGGACCCAGAGCCAGACUGGAUCUUCCUGCGAGUCACAGCUAAGCAUGUGAUUGAGGUGGAACUGAAGGCUGCCAGAGUCCUCCACAAGCUGGAGCUGAAAUGCCUGCAGAAGGUGGAGACCUCUGAGAUGAACUGGAGAAGGAUGGAGCUGGAGCGAGCUUUCCCCGUGCUCACGUUGCACUUCAGCUACAUUCGCAAGGACCGGCAGAAGCGCAGAUACGUGGUGCUCGACGACUGCCCGGAGCGGUGUCUGCAGUGUGUCCUUGAAGUGUUGUCCCCAGCUGUUGAGGAGAAUCGGCGAAAUCAGGACCAGCAGAAGGGAUCCAUGAAGCUCCAGUGCCUGAAAUGCAAGCAAGAGUUUUCACAGUCCUGGUGCCAAGGUUCCUAUCCUUCAGAUGCUGGAGAUGCCAAAAUCCUGGAGACCCUAGCUGCCUCAGGUCAAGAUGCUGCAGUAGCUGGUGAGCCCAUAGCCUGUCCCAGCUGUUCCAGUGACCACGUGGUCAUCCUGCCUUCAGAGGUGUACUCCAGCACACCUUUGCCGCUUGGCCCCGAUAGCACGAGUGAGGACCUGUCGGACUCUGUCCUGGAGGGAGGCAGUCAGCAGGAGGGCCCAGAGGAAGCGCCUGUCCUGGCCAGCGGGAGUGGGCAGUUCUACCUCGGCGAGGGGGACAGCCCAGAGGUGGACAGCAGCACCAGGGCCCCGGCGCUGAGUGGCGAGCACGACGGCACUCUCCGUUCCCGCAGGUCGGAUGGGGGCUGUGGGAAGAAGGAGCUGAGCCUGAGGAGCCAGUACUUGUCCCUCAGCCACACGGACACCAAUGGGGGCAGCUUGAUGGGGAGCUACCGUUACAGUGUUUCUCGUGGGCCCACUCCUUCCCAGCUUUCUUUGAACUCCGAGCCUGAGGAAACGUGGAAUCUCAGUCCCUCUGUAAAUGGCAUCCUGAACACAAGGGACUUCCAUUCUGUGGAUCAUCGCCUGAAGUUGUACCUGGAUAUGGAAGUUUUCGAGGAGAAUGCUGAGGAGUUCCAGUGCUUCCUCAAGGUGGUCAUGGUGAAGUUUGGCCGACAAGGAGAGUUCCUCUCAAUCCUGGUUGCCUCUGAUCUCAAGAUUUAUGUGCUGGAAGUCACUGGGGCUAUCAGGGGGCAACCUGCAGACUGGCUGAAGAAGAAUGACUCUCACUACCUGUCUGAUAUUUCCCAUCUGGAAGUGGGGCUCUGCCACCAGAGUUUGCGAGUGGAGUUUGAGAACCCAAAAGCCUCCUACAAUCUGCUCAUCCGGAACCAAAGCUGCUGUGACCAAUUUCUGCAGACCCUGACAUAUCUCCUGCAAGAACUGCCUGCUAAGCACAGGAGUAAGGUGAAGGAAAUCUCCACUGUGGAAAUGAAUCCACAACAUUGGCUAUGGCCUCUGCUGGACUCCAAGACCACAGUUUCUGCAGCUGCAGAUGACACUUGUUUCUUCUACCUCCUGGGCUACCUGAUGCAAGACUAUGGUGCCCAAAAGUGGACACAGUUCCAGCUGAGGCCUCAUUGA
Messenger RNA from Merops nubicus (carmine bee-eater), 1580 nucleotides. RefSeq names its product serine/threonine-protein kinase 11-interacting protein-like. The transcript has 10 exons. The annotation marks the transcript as partial. NCBI's taxonomy places the organism in Eukaryota, Metazoa, Chordata, Aves, Coraciiformes, Meropidae. The record is from RefSeq and is a predicted model, not a curated record.